AUGAAAACAUCUUCAUUCCCCGCCCAACAACAAACAUCAACGCCUACUACUACAACACCUAAAUCAUCGACACCAAAGGCUACUGGACUUGGCCUACUCUCUGUAUUACAAGCUGACCUUAGGUCCAUCUCACAAGAAGCCAAGGUCAGGUUCCCCCAACUCAAAGAUGCCUCCGAUCGCGGCAUCACCAUCCUCAAGAGUAUCGAGGAACAAUCAACCUCAAUCGAUGUACUCAUUCAAUCUCUAGCAAAGUCAGACGAUGUCCUGAAGCCUUUGCUGAUGGCAUGCGAUACCAAGAAUCAGAAGUUGAUAGCCUUUGCAGUUGGAUCAAUACUUAAGCUCAUAUCACAGUCUGCUGUAUCAAUGAGCACAUUACCAGAGAUCAUAUCAAAGAUGUCGACAUUGAUUGAGGUCGGAGAAGAGUCUGUCCAGCUAAAGGUACUACAAGGUCUGCUCAUAUUGAUAACGACAAUGAAUAGUCUGCAUGAUGACCUGCUGGCACAAUGUCUGGUGUUGUGUCUUAGACUCAAUGGCAACAACCGAAGCAUACACAUUCAGAAUACAUCAGCGGCAACACUGCCCCAGAUCAUACGUCAUAUAUUCGAUCGAGUCAUACUGGAACGCAAUGGUGCACUGUCGCCAUGCUCAUUGAGCAACAGCCAAUCACUCAUACCGCCACAUAUAUCAAUCGAAUCCACCAAUAUGAAUAGUAAUAAUAAUGGACAAGGACAUGGAACGAGUGGUGGAAGUGUAUCGCCACCCAGUCAACAGCAACAACAGCAUCAAUCCGUCAACUCCACUCCACCAACCACAUCGACCACAACAACCAUAACACCUUUGAUGCGGUCAUGUGAGGUGGACAUGCCGGUCCAAUCACCGCUCAUGGGGUCUGGAAGUCGGACUCCCUAUCUUCUCAAGCCAUGUGCCAAGGAUGCUUUCCUCCUUCUCCAGGAUCUCUGCUACAUCACCGAUGGUGACCAUCCAGUCUGGCUCCCUCCCAGCACCCUCUCCACACUCACCCAUGCCACUGGCAUGGAGCUGAUUGAGAUGGUUCUCUCCGCCCAUCAGAUCAUCUUCUUAGAGAUUGAGGAGUUUAGAUACUUGCUCAAGGAUAAGAUAUGUCCAUUGUUGAUCAAGGCAUUGAGAAUGAAGCUAAGCUUUGCCAACUCGGUGCGACUGAUGCGAGUGAUCACACAGUUCAUUUCAAAGUAUGGAAGGAUAAUGGUGGCCGAGACAGAUGUACUCUUGACAAAGAUGAUCAGAAUGAUGGACAGUGACAACCCUCAAUGGAUGCAAGUGCUGGCUUUGGAAUCAUUCAAAGUCUAUUGUGAGGAUGCUGCCUUGUUACGCAUCUUUUAUCAACAUUAUGACAUUAGUGGCGGAAAAAACUCUGCGAUGAUCUUUAGGAGCCUGACAUCCAGUAUUGGUAUCUACAUGCAGGGCUUUGCAACAGUCGACGGUUGCUUUGUCCACGUCAACACGAGCAAGAACAAACACUUGGACAUGUUGUCGGCCACAGACAUCCCCGACAUCAAGGAGAGCUUCAUCGUCACGCUGUGCACCGAGUGCAUUGCUGGCAUUGUCAAUAGUGUUGUCUCCCAGACCGACGACUCCACCAACAAUGAGUCACCCAAUGGCUCAGCGAGCACCAGCACUGUGGGUGGCGAGCGCCAGCUACUCGCACAGAUGGUCGAGUCGUGUUGGACCACGGUCUUGGCAUCGCUCUCACUGUUGCUUGGCAGGUCCAACGAUGAGCUACUACUUCAGAUCGCGCUCAAAUCAUUACAAUCAUUCACAAACACCUGUGGUCGACUCCAGAUGAGUGCCCCACGCGAUGCCCUGCUCACUGCGCUGUGUAAGGCUACCGUGCCCCCACUCACAUGGUCUCCCGCGUCAGGUGACUCAACAACAAUCGAAGUAUCUUCUUCAGAGUAUGAUGGACGACCAUCUGGAUUCACCCCUGUACUUGGAGGUGGACAGCAAGCGCGUGGCGGCGUUGACCAGUUUGGUGUGUACUCGCCCCAGCCACAACAAGCGCUCCCAACACAGAAGAACAUCAUGGCCGUCAAGACUCUGAUGAACAUCGCGCAUUGCAUGGGGUCCAUACUUGACGAGGCAUGGAUAUUGGUGCUGGAGACGUUGGAGAGUUGGGACCGCCUGCUCAAGCAGCAACAACAACAGACAUUGCAACAGCAACAACAACAGGACGAUAGAUCGCCUGUGGCAGGGUACGGCAGUCCACGCGUGGGCCAGGCCGAGCUGUCGAUCCUCAUGAACGCCAUGAACAAUCUCUUCAAGCGCACAUGUCAACUGGACGAGCGAUCAAUCAGCUUCCUGUUUGGCGCACUCUCCAAGCUUUGUUCUAACGCACUAUCCAAAUCGCCAGGUACGCCCAUCAACAUGUUCAGCAUUACCAAGCUUGUGGAGGCUUCCGUCUCGAACCUCUAUCGCAUCGACAAACUCUGGGGCUUUAUCUCCACACAGUUGGUGGAGACGUGCAACUUCCGAAACAGCUACAUACGUAUCUAUGGAGUCGAGUCACUCAUGCUUACAAUCAUCAAGACCGCGCUCCAGCUGCCCCCACCCAUCCACUCGGGAGCAGGCAAUGGCAAUGGCAAUGGCAAUGGUACCGACUCGCCGCCCAUGGUCAAUGGCGAAGGACUGUCCUUGGACGCAGGCGUCAUCAGUCCAGACUCAAUGAGUGACUUGGAUGACGAGUUGGAUGACGAUGACGAUCCACGUGAUCACACACAAUAUCACCAAAUCUCAUCAAUCGAUUCAAUGAGACGAUAUCGUCGAUGGAACAUCGAGAAGCUACAGGUUGAGUUCUUCAACGCCAUCGAAGAGAUAUCAUUCUCUCAAUAUCCAGACACCAAACAGAAGAUAUUGGAGUGUAUACAUCAGAUCCUGUCCACAUCAGGACACAUACUAUCGACUGCCUGGCCCGUACUCCUCUCCAUCCUGCUCAAGAUACCACAGACCAGCGACAAGUCACUCAUACUGGUGGCAUUCGAGAGUGUCAAGUUGAUAUACAAUGAGUUCUUGCCAAACAUGGCCCCGGAAUGUCUGGUGAUAUGCAUCGAGCUCAUCAAAGCGUUUGUCUCUCAAAAGGCCGACAUCAACAUCAGUCUGACGGCCAGCUCUGGACUCUUCUCCGACUUGACCUACUUCCUGGACCACGAGACAGCGCAACCCUCAUCCAAGUACAGUACUGUUGCGGAGGUUGAUGAAGAGGAUGAGUCAUCCAUCGAGGAUUCAAAGACCAGAGCGAUCAUUGCGGCAUCAUCACCAUACUUUACUGAUAAGGAUCAGAGUGUGAUCAAUAGGAUGUGGCUGUGUGCCUUCACCACGAUGAAGUCAUUAUGUAUUGAUCACCGUGCUGCAGUGAGGAAUGGUGUGAUCGUGGCACUAUUCCAAACACUCUCCAACUCUAUCCAUCUAUUUGGCAAGGAUCUCAUUUCGACCAUUCUCUGGAAGAUACUAUUCCCACUCAUUGAAGAAGUCAUCCAAUACUCUGUUCAAGCUGACAAAGAAAGAAUCGACUCUGAUCUUGGUGGAGGUGUGAUGUUACUUGUACAUCAUAGCAGGAAUACGGCACAGAAGCAAUGGGAUGAGACACAGGUGUUGCCACUUGGAAGAUUGAUCAUUUUGUUCAAGACUUACUUUGAGACGCUGAGUCAGCUGCCAACAUUCGUCAAGGCAUGGGAUAGACUACUGUACAUAUUACAAACUGAAUCAUUGUCAUCAAGUCGAGAGGUUUCAAUGUCUGCCCUGGCCUCAUUGCACGAGUUGAUAGGCUCGCCAAUAGUAGAGAGCACUCGACCAGACUUGUGUGAAUCAAUGUGGAGGGUGUACACCAAUUUGGCCACUCAACUCACCGAUCCAUCAGUGGCCAAUGCCAAGUCAUUGCAUGCCUAUGUGGUGGCCUUCCUGGAUCUGUACCACAAGUCCAAAGAAUCACUUAGCAACGCUCAAUUGAUAAGGAUGCUACAAAUCCUGUAUCCUCUUGGUCUGUGUUGCAAUGAGCCACCUUCCAAGACACUCUCCGUCCCUCAACUACAGACACUACAACUUCUUAAAUCACUUCCACCAAUCCACCCAGAUGUAUAUCCACAUGUGAUGGUGUUGUUAAUGACACAUAUUGCCAAUGGUAUUGGCUAUAAGUAUGUGGCCAGUUGUACAACAACAAAGGCAAUGUACCCGGAUGUGAUGAUCAGGGAUCUUGGACAACUGGCAUUGGUUACCGAGCGAUAUAUAGAGUUGUCCAGCGAACUAUACCUACAUCAAUCAACAAGUGAUGAGAUGAGAGCAGUGGUAUUUAGUGAUUUGAUCGAUGUAUAUAUGAUGGCCAUGAUGAUCAAGUGCACCAACUACAAAUCGAAUGUGUGGAAGGUUGCCACUGCAAACUUGAUCAAGGUCAUACCAAAAGGAUUGGCUGCAAUCAAUCAGGACACGACAGGAAUGGACGGUCCCACGAGACUAGCAAUAUGGAUCAAGCUGGCCGACUCACUUCAGCGCUAUAUAAUCAAGGAGAGAGUUGACAACUUGGCCACGUGCGAUUUGAGGUGGGUGGAGGACCAGUACGAUGUCAACCUUGUGGACAUCGUCGCCAACGAUAUGAUUGGAUUCAAAGGUGUCAAGAUUGAUGACACAUCAGUGGUCAAACAGAGAUUGUCGGAAAUACUCUAUCAAGGCUCGGUAAUGGGCAGUCAAGGACGUAUCGCGUUGUCCCAGGCCUGUUAUCGAAACAUGUUCUUCAUGUGUGCCAAGGCCAACAUUGGUAAUGCCGAGAGUGUGGACACUGCCAAGGAGGUGCUUCCAGUACUGAUCAAACGUUCCAAAGAAGUUCUCCAACGCUUUAUCAAAGAUGAGAGACAGAGUGGACAACUACCAAUGCCAACACAUCAGCUCUCAGAGGUAGUAUUCCUUCUAAAGGAAUUACGAUCACUGAGUAUAUCGCCUGGAUGGUACAAUAGCAAACAUAAUCGACCUCACCUAACUGACCUGGCACCGACAUUGAGUGAUUGUAUUAGUACAUCCGAACAACAAGUGAAGGAACAACUCAAGGGUAUCUUCCAUAUCAUCGUCAGCGAACUGAUCAUUCUUUGA
This is a messenger RNA of Acytostelium subglobosum LB1, 5109 nucleotides long. RefSeq lists its product as hypothetical. The record is from RefSeq and is a predicted model, not a curated record. The transcript has 6 exons. The coding region runs from base 1 to 5109 and encodes 1702 amino acids. NCBI's taxonomy places the organism in Eukaryota, Evosea, Eumycetozoa, Acytosteliales, Acytosteliaceae.